CCUUUGCCCCCCUUUUUAUACACACAUAGAUAGACACACACUCUCUCUCCCCCUCUCUCACUCUCUCUCUCUCUGAUUAUUAGUCUUCUUUAUAUGCAAAUCUGGGGAGUGUUUUGCUUUUGCAGUAGUGAGAUUUCAGAGAGAGAAUUUUGGGGCAUUCGUACGGCCCGAAGAAAUUGUAGGUUCUAUGUUUCCCGCCAAAACAGCAAAAAAGUAGAAACUCAUCAACUUGCACUUCCCCUUUUUCUCUUCCCUAUAAUAAUACCCACCUCUCACUUCUACUCACCCCUUCGCCAUAGAUUUUUCUUUUCUUUUCUACCCAUUAUGUACAGUUCUUGAGGGAUAUAAUCUCACCCUUCAAGUCAACUCGUAGUAUUGUUUCAGUCGAUUCUUAUUUGAUCGGAAUUUUUAAUACUCUGUGAUGGUAUUUGAGAAAGCGACGGAUUUGGGUUCUCCGGAGACGGUGAAGUUCUCGGAGCACGUGAUCAUGACUAACAAGCACGUGCCAGAGGGUAGUUUCGGAUCGGGCGCUCCGGGGAUGCUUCGGAACAGAGUUGUACGGAUUGUGGUCACCGACGGCGACGCCACGGACUCCUCCGGCGACGAAGGGGAGAGGGGGGUGGGUAGGAGGAGGGUGAAGAGACACGUGUCGGAGAUCAAGCUUGUGCCGCCGCCGGCGGAGCAACGGGUUCAGUUUACUUCCAGCGGGAGUAAAAAGAGGGGGGUGAGUGACGUCACGUCGUCGGAAUCUGACGCCAGCAGCCGGAAGAAGUUCAGAGGAGUGCGUCAGCGGCCGUGGGGGCGUUGGGCUGCGGAGAUUCGCGACCCGACCCGAGGGAAACGCCUCUGGCUCGGAACCUUUGACUCGCCGGAAGAAGCCGCCACCGUCUACGACAAGGCCGCCGUGAGACUAAAAGGCGCUGACGCCGUCACCAACUUCCCCAAACUAACGGUAACGGAGACGGCGGUCGACGCCUCAAACAACGCCGCCGUUCUCUCCCCCGCCUCCGUCCUCCGUUACGACGACUCCACUCCGUUCGACAGCCCCGUCCAGAGUGACGUCACCCCAAACGGAGACGAAUUCACGGCGUUAACCAAUCUCGACGAUUUCGGAAACUUCGACUCCCCAAUCGACUUCGACUUCUUAGGCUUGCCGAGUUUCCGGUUACUCGCAAAUCACCGCGCCGAGGAAUUCGACGAGUUUGACGUUGACUAUUUUCUCCUCGAAAAUCAGUUAGAAGACCCCCGCUCUCUGAUGGCUGAACUGUAAAUUCACCUUUUUUCGGGGCGUAAUGCGACUCUGACGUGGCACUUUUGGCGGCAAAUCAUCGAGUGUGUGUAACUGUGUAUUGCGAGUACUGCGUGUUGCCUAUUUUGCACGGCGGCUUUUUUUAUGGAUAUUUCAAUUUUUGGUCAACGAUAUAUUAAUAAUUAAUUGUAUCAAAAAAUAUAUAUUAUAAUUAAUUAAUUAUAUAAUAAUUGUAUUUAUUGAUAACAGUGAAAGAGUGGGGUACGAGGAGACCAGGUUCAGCGUUGUGUAUAAUGUUUGCUUGGAUGUCAAGCCUUGCGUUGAAACACUGUUCAUAUUUUGACGUUUAAAUAUCAAUGUCUGUGUCAAUUUGAGUUGGAAAUCAAAUUAGUUUAUUUGUGGUUU
Ipomoea triloba (trilobed morning glory) is the source of this 1654-nucleotide messenger RNA. RefSeq names its product pathogenesis-related genes transcriptional activator PTI6-like. The coding region runs from base 422 to 1270 and encodes 282 amino acids. Lineage: Eukaryota; Viridiplantae; Streptophyta; Magnoliopsida; Solanales; Convolvulaceae. Gene Ontology annotation, biological process: regulation of DNA-templated transcription. The transcript has a single exon. Gene Ontology annotation, molecular function: DNA binding; DNA-binding transcription factor activity. The record is from RefSeq and is a predicted model, not a curated record.